Larimichthys crocea (large yellow croaker) is the source of this 1173-nucleotide messenger RNA. RefSeq names its product cysteine-rich and transmembrane domain-containing protein 1. The record is from RefSeq and is a predicted model, not a curated record. Lineage: Eukaryota; Metazoa; Chordata; Actinopteri; Sciaenidae. Bases 610 to 1020 code for a protein of 136 amino acids. Gene Ontology annotation, cellular component: extracellular exosome. The transcript has 5 exons.
CAGUUUCUAUGUAAUGUUGCUACAUUUUGCUCGUUGUGUUGUUUGUUUACUUCACUUCAAACCAGUUUCAGUCUAAAUGCUGGAGGAUGUUUGAUUUUCUUCAUCCGGUGAUACAAAACACCUGGAGGGGGUCAGGUGGUGUUCCAGUGAAGGUCCAGCAUCCUGGAUCUGAUACCGUGAAGGCUGCAAAUUAAUAAUAGAUUCAUUGAUAGAAUAAAACAAAAAGCGAUGAGUGUGAAUAUAUUCAACAGGACUUUGAAUAACAUAGUUUAAAUGUUCAAUAAAGUUAUUGUUGAACAAACUGAAGCAGAGAGACAGAGAGAGGAGGAGGAGGGCGACGAGGAAGCGAAGAGGAUCAGCUGAAGUGUGAGGAGGCGUUCCUCCGACCUCACCCUGCCCUCGUGCUACAGCCAGCUGGCUCCUCAAGCUCAACUGACCCAUAAACCAACCAGUGAACUCGUCAAUGAACCGGAGAGAGAAACGAUUUACAAUUUUUACAAUUUCCACAAGUUCAACAAGAAGAUCCAUCCAUCCAUUCGUCCAUCCAUCCAUCUGUCCAUCCAUCCGUCCAUCCAUCUUAUCCGUCCAUCCGUCCAUCCAUCCGUCCAGAUGAGUGAUCAACCUCCUCCGUACAUCCCACACCCUCCCAGUGGCCCCACAGUUCCCAACUUCCCUUCAGCGUACAGCACUCAGCCUUCAGCCUUCCCUGGCUCGUCGUACCAGACCUUCCCUCAGAACUACACGGGUGGAGGAGACCAGGGCUACUACCACAGUCAACCAGGGCCACCAGGGCCUCCGGGUCCCCCGGGCCCCCCGGGCCCCCCGGGAACUUACAUGACUCAGCCUGGGUACAUCCACAGCGGGCCCCCCGGGAUGUACGGAGAGCAGCCAAAACACACGGUGUUCCUGGUCGAGCAAAAUCACAGACAUGAAGACGAGGGUGAUGAUUCGUGUCUGAACGUGUGCAGCACUGCUCUGUGCUGCUGCUGCCUCUGGGAAAUGUUGACUCACCACCACUGACCUCUGACCUCCAGCCCCACUGAGCCUCUUCUUUCCCAUCAUGCAGCAGAGCAAUCAUGAUGACAACUCAACUCAUGCUGGGAAAUUAAUUAUUAAAAUAAAAAUAAUAAAAAAUGCCCUCACAACUGAAUGAAAUCUCCAUAAGUCCCCAUA